Molecule: messenger RNA, 2363 nt
Organism: Drosophila elegans
Lineage: Eukaryota; Metazoa; Arthropoda; Insecta; Diptera; Drosophilidae
Product: solute carrier family 22 member 13
Exons: 4
Coding region: 227-1888 (553 amino acids)
Biological process (GO): transmembrane transport
Cellular component (GO): membrane
Molecular function (GO): transmembrane transporter activity
Source: RefSeq, a predicted model, not a curated record
CCAACUAUUCAACUCCAACAUCAGUUUACCGCAGCCGCUUUCACAAUCCGCUCUUAACUAUUCGACGACGGUGUGGCGGUGGCGUUGACGAUGUCGAUGGCGAUGGUAGAGCGGACCGAUUGGCGGAGCGGACUGGCACAGGCACUGGUAGUAUGUGCGUGGCAGCAGAAGAGAGCGGACCGCCGAACUCGGACAUUUUCGGUGCCGUAGAUGUGCAUCCCCGGACAUGGCCAUGGACUUUGAGGAGAUACUGGGCAAGUGCGGCGACUGCCAUCGCUACCAGUACAUGCUGUUGGCUCUCUACGGACUGCUCAUGUUCAUCGUUUCCCGCCAGUAUUUCGCCCAGAGCGUCAUCAGCUUUGUGCCCGAUCACUGGUGCUAUCACGAACAGCUGGUGAAUCGAAGCUAUGCCGAAAUCGCUGCAAUUUAUGCUCCGUUCAAGAGACCUUCGUGCACGCGACUGGAAUCAAUCAACGCGGAUGGGAGCAAUGCCACUGCCAGCGACCAGCCCUGCAAUCGCUGGAUCUAUAACGACGAUCAUGGAUUCAGGAGCAUGAACGCCGAUCUGAACUGGGUGUGCGAUGAGGCGUACAAGGCGCGAGUGGGUCAGUCCCUGUUCUUUGUGGGCUCCAUGUGUGGCACUCUACUCUUUGGAUUGCUCGGCGACCGAAUCGGACGCAUCAGAGCCGUGGUUUUGGCCAACUGGUGCGGCUUCCUGGGCGACGCGGCCACCAUCUUCGCCCAGAGCCUAGUGACUUUCUCGGCCAGCCGGUUCGUAUCUGGCCUGGCUGCUGAGGCCAACGCCUACCUCAUGUAUAUACUGGUGCUGGAGUACGUCUCGCCAACGAUGCGUAGUGUGGGCCUGAACCUCACCAUGUCCGUCUUCUACUGUCUGGGCAUGAUAAGUGCGUCCUGGCAGGCCGUCUGGCUGGGCGGCUGGCGCCCCUUCAUGGCCUGGUCCGCCCUGCCCCAAUUACUAGUCACGGGGUUCUAUUUCCUUGUUCAGGAGAGCGCCCAGUGGCUGGUCACGCGCCACGACAUCGAUGGCGCCGAGUUGAGGCUACGGCGGGUGGCAAGGUUCAACCGGCGGGAGGUCAGCGAGGCGGACUUCGAGCUGUUCCGCCAGCACUGCAAGACCAAGGAGUCAGAGGCCAGCAGCCGGGUCUCCAUGCAGAAGCAGUCUCGGCUCAUCGACGCCACCAAGUUCCCGAGGCUGCGCCUUAGACUGAUAUACGUGCUGGUUGUCUUUUCGAUAACGGUGCUCUGCUAUAACACGAUGUCCCGUAACGUGGAAGGCCUGAGCAUAUCGCCGUUCGUGAUGUUCACCCUUUUCGCCCUCACCCUGCCACCUUCGGGCAUUUUCCAGACCCAAGUCCAGAAGAACUUGGGUCGUAAGUUUACCUCGGUGGUCAGUAUGACAGCGACGGGCGCGAUGACCGCGGCCACGGGCAUUUUGCUGACCCUUUGGACGCAGCCUAGUGCCAUGGUGAUGGUGUGCCUGCUGCUGGUGUCCCGAUUUGGGAUCUCCGUGAUCACCGGGUCCACGAUGCAAAUAUCGGCCGAGCUGAUUCCCACCUGCGUGCGAUCCAGUGGUCUUGCCGUGAUCCACGUCACGGGUGCAGCCUUCUCCUUCCUGUCGCCCUUCAUUCUGCACCUGGACACCUAUUUCCGGGCAGCGUCCUCGAUCAUCCUCUGCCUGCUGCUCCUGCUGAGCGCCUGGAUAUGUCUGCUCCUCCCAGAGACGCGAAAUAAGAAGCUGCCCAUGAGCCUGGCGGAGGGCGAGGAGUUCGGCAAGGACGAGCGGAUGUUUGACUUCCUGAGAAGGUCCCAAAAGGAAGAUCAACAUGAUCUCAGCGCUGGCACUAACGAGAAACUUAUGGCGGAAUAAAUAUACUUACCAUGAACGUGCUAAGAUUGGACUUAAUUAGAACUGUAACGACCUGUAUUUCAGAAAACUGCAUUUAAUUACAUUUGCUGAAAUUGAUUUUGAGCAAAAAGCUGACAUACAAAAUUGUUGUGUUGAAUUUGUUGUAGUUAAAAUUGUUUUGUUAUACGCUUUAUUUUACACGCAAAGUUUUUAUAAUUUUUAUACAUUAAUAAUUAGUAUAAGCAAUUCAGGGCUAAAAAUAUACUAUUUAUAAGGGCUUGACGAAAUCCAAUAAUCAGCCAGAAACAUAUAUAUCUAGGGGGUUCAACGAUUCUAGACAAACAAGACUUGUUUAACUACAUUAUGAGCUACAAGAUAAAAAAUAAGUUGACAGUACGAAUGGCAAUAAAGACUGUGGUAAUUACUGAUAUUGUAUUGUUCAUUCGACAAGAAAAGAUUUGGCAUCAUUUAAUAACUUUUUGUCAUGUUCAUGGUC